AUGUCUUCUAGUAAUAUCGAUACUAUCGGACAAUCUAAUGAAGGUAGUACAGCCUUAUCAAAUACGCUUAGUCCUCUGAAACCAGAAGUCGAUGAUGAUAAUUAUGAUGAUGACCCCCAGGCUUUCAGCCUUAUCCGCUUCUUUGGGGUCUGCUAUGUUUUUAGAAGCAAGUCAAGAUGUAAUGGAAAAGUUAAUGUUGGAUCUGUUGCUGCAACUUUAGGUACUUCUUUGUGUAUUCGGUUUUGCCUCUGGCCCUAUUAUUUGGGAACCAUGAGCUCCUGCUGCGAUGUUAGACCUAUUUGGGGCUGUUAA
Molecule: messenger RNA, 312 nt
Organism: Debaryomyces hansenii CBS767
Lineage: Eukaryota; Fungi; Ascomycota; Pichiomycetes; Serinales; Debaryomycetaceae
Product: DEHA2A02618p
Exons: 1
Coding region: 1-312 (103 amino acids)
Source: RefSeq, a predicted model, not a curated record